GCCUGAAAGGGGCCAUGACCGCGCGGGGGCCGCGGCCGCCGCCAGGGCCGGAGCGGGGCGAGACCGGCAGCCGGAUUUUGGAUGGGCCCAGCCCCCCCCGGCCAUGGGGCAGAGCGAGUCGCAGCAGGAGGCCGAGGGCUCGGUGCUGAGGGGGCUCCUGGCCGUCUUCAGCCGGGAGCGGCUCCCGACGCAUGUGGUGCUGGGCACCCUCCUGACCCUCUGCGUCACCGUCAUGGCCGUGGCCGUGGUGGGCUGGUGGCUGCGCCACAAGAAGGUGCCCGCACAGGAGCCACCACGCUACCGCUUCCGCAAGAGGGACAAGGUCCUGUUCUACAGCCGCAAGAUCAUGCGUAAGGUGUCCCAGUCCACGUCAUCGCUGGUGGAUGUCACCCCGGCCAGUGGCACCGCGCGGCCCCGCACCCGCAAGAAGCUCAAGAUGCUCAGCAUCGCCAAGAAGGUCUCGGCCAGCUUCCUGCGCAUCCAGAAGGAGCCGCCCACGCUGCAGCUGAAGGAGCCGCCGCCCUCGGUGCUGGAGGCCGACCUGACCGAGUUCGAUGUGGCCUCGUCUCACCUGCCCUCCGAGGUGCUCUACAUGCUCAAGAACGUCCGGGUGCUGGGGCACUUUGAGAAGCUGCUGUUCCUGGAGCUGUGCAAGCACAUGGUGUUCCAGCAGUGCCAGCAGGGCGAGGACGUGUUCCGCCCUGGCCAGCCCGACAGCAGCAUCUACGUCCUGCAGGAGGGCAAGCUGGAGCUGCUGCUCACCGAGGCGGAUGGGAAGGAGACGGUGAUGAAGGAGGUGUUCCCUGGGGAUAGCGUCCACAGCCUGCUCAGCAUCCUCGACGUCAUCACGGGCCACCAGCGGCCGUACCGCACGGUGUGUGCCCGCGCCGCCGAGGACUCCACAGUGCUGCGCCUGCCGGUCGAGGCCUUCUCAGCCGUCUUUGAGAAGUACCCCGAGAGCCUGGUCAGGGUGGUGCAGAUCAUCAUGGUGCGGCUGCAGCGCGUCACCUUCCUGGCCCUGCACAACUACCUGGGCUUGACCAACGAGCUCUUCAGCCACGACAUGCAGCCCCUGCGGCUCUUCCAUCAGCCCGGCCACGCCGCCCGCACCAGCCCCGUCCGGCACAGCAAGCGCAGCCUGGGCAGCACCGACGAGGGCCGGGACACUGCUGAGCUGAUGAAAGCCAAUGGCCUGGAGACACCAGCACCGCCGCCGCUGCUGAGCCGCUGCAUCUCCAUGCCCGUGGACAUCUCUGGCAUCCAGAAGGCUCCGCGCUCCGACUUCGACAUGGCCUACGAGCGCGGGCGCAUCUCGGUGUCCCUGCAGGAGGACAGCACCGGUGCCUUCGGGCAGAUCCCCCCCCAGGUGUCUCAGGAGCCCAAGGAGCGCAAGUCUGUGACGCUGGAGGAGCAGCCCUCGGGGGUCUACCACUACAGCUCCUACGAGGAGGACACAGCCUCGGGGACAGGGAUGGGGCCGGGGCCGGGGCCGUGUCCCUUCCAGGGCCACCAGACCAGCGACGUCUUCGAGGAGGCCAAGCGGGAGCUCAUCAAGCUCAUGAAGAUCGAGGACCCUUCUCUCCUCAACAACCGCGUCCUGCUCCACCACGCCAAGGGCGGCACGGUCAUCGCCCGCCAGGGUGACCAGGACGUGAGCCUGCACUUUGUGCUCUGGGGGUGCCUGCACGUGUACCAGCGCAUGAUCGACAAGGAGGAGGACGUGUGCCUGUUCCUGACACAGCCUGGACAGCUGGUGGGACAGCUGGCUGUGCUCACUGGAGAACCCCUCAUCUUCACCAUCAAGGCCAACCGUGACUGCACCUUCCUCAAGAUCUCCAAGUCUGACUUCUACGAGAUCAUGCGGGAGCAGCCCAGCGUGGUGCUGAGCGUGGCCCACACCGUGGCCGCCCGCAUGUCGCCCUUCGUGCGCCAGAUGGACUUUGCCAUCGACUGGAUGGCCGUGGAGGCCGGCCGGGCACUCUACAGGCAGGGGGACAAGUCGGACUGCACCUACAUCGUGCUCAACGGGCGGCUGCGCUCGGUCAUCCAGAAGGGUAGCGGCAAGAAGGAGCUGGUGGGCGAGUAUGGCCGCGGUGACCUCGUGGGCGUGGUGGAGGCGCUGACGCGGCAGCCCCGGGCCACCACGGUGCACGCGGUGAGGGACACGGAGCUGGCCAAGCUGCCCGAGGGGACCCUCAACAACAUCAAGCGCCGAUACCCACAGGUGGUCACCCGCCUCAUCCACCUCCUGAGCCAGAAGAUCUUGGGGAACCUCCAGCAGCUCCGCGGGCCCUUCACAGGGCCUGGCCUGGGCACCUCCAGCUCGGAGCCCAUCAACCCCACCAGCAACCUGUCCACGGUGGCCGUGCUGCCUGUGUGUGACGAGGUGCCCAUGGCGGCCUUCACGCUGGAGCUGCAGCACGCGCUCAAUGCCAUUGGCCCCACGCUGCUCCUCACCAGCGACAUCAUCCGCGCCCGCCUGGGCUCCUCAGCUCUGGAGAGCAUCCAGGAGUACCGGCUGUCCGGCUGGCUGGCGCAGCAGGAGGACCUGCACCGCAUCGUGCUCUACCAGACGGACUGCACGCUGACCCCCUGGACGCUGCGCUGCAUCCGCCAGGCCGACUGCGUGCUCAUCGUGGGGCUGGGUGACCAGGAGCCGGCCCUGGGAGAGCUGGAGCAGAUGCUGGAGAACACUGCGGUGCGGGCACUGAAGCAGCUGGUGCUGCUGCACCGCGAGGACGGCACCGGCCCGGCGCGCACGGUCGAGUGGCUCAACAUGCGCACCUGGUGCUCGGGCCACCUGCACCUCCGCUGCCCCCGCCGCGUCUUCUCGCGCCGCAGCCCAACCAAGCUGCGGGAGAUGUACGAGAAGGUGUUUGAGAAGAGCGCCGACCGGCACAGCGACUUCUCGCGCCUGGCGCGCGUCCUGACCGGCAACACCAUCGCCCUGGUGCUGGGUGGCGGCGGCGCCAGGGGCUGCUCGCACAUCGGGGUCAUCAAGGCCAUGGAGGAGUCGGGGAUCCCCAUCGACCUCGUGGGGGGCACCUCCAUCGGCGCCUUCAUCGGUGCGCUCUACGCCGAGGAGCGCAGCGCCGUGCGCACCAAGCAGCGCGCCCGCGAGUGGGCCAGGUGCAUGAAUUCUAUUUUUGAGACCGUGCUGGACCUCACCUACCCCAUCACCUCCAUGUUCUCGGGCUCGGCCUUCAACGCCAGCAUCAACCAAGUAUUCCAGGACAAACAGAUCGAGGACCUGUGGCUGCCCUACUUCAAUGUCACCACGGACAUCACGGCCUCGGCCAUGCGGGUGCACACGGACGGCAGCCUCUGGCGCUACGUCCGAGCCAGUGCCUCCUAUACCCCCUACCUGCCUCCGCUCUGCGACCCCAAGGACAGCCACUGGCUGGUGGACGGCUGCUAUGUUAACAAUGUCCCAGCCGACAUUGCGCGCAACAUGGGCGCCAAGACGGUGAUCGCCAUUGACGUGGGCAGCCAGGACGAGACUGACCUGUGCAACUACGGCGACUCCCUGUCCGGAUGGUGGCUGCUCUGGAAGCGCCUCAACCCCUGGGCCAAGAAGGUCAAGGUGCCGGACAUGGCGGAGAUCCAGUCGCGCCUGGCCUACGUGUCCUGCGUGCGGCAGCUCGAGGUGGUCAAGUCCAGCUCUUACUGUGAGUACAUCCGGCCACCCAUUGACCGCUUCAAGACCAUGGACUUCGGCAAGUUCGACGAGAUCUACGAUGUGGGGUACCAGCAUGGCAAGUUGGUGUUUGAGGGCUGGAGCCGCGGGGAUGUCAUCGAGAAGAUGGUCCAGGACCGGCGCUCGGCCGACUUCUACGAGAGCAAACGCAUGGACGUGCUCACCUGUCCGAGCGCCGGUUUCACAGACCUGGCUGAGAUCGUGUCACGCAUCGAGCCCGCCAAGUCCCACCUGUCCGAGAACUACUGCGACGAGGAGUCCGAUUACCUGACCGAGUACGAGGACGAGGGCCCGGAGUCGCUGCGGGGCGAGGAGGACGCGGCCGAGUGGGGCAGCGCCGAGACCGAGGAGGAGAAGUCCCUUCGGCACCGCCCGAGCACGGCCGAGAGCCCCUCGCCCCCCUCCGCAGACCCCGACAGCUUCUGAGGGACCCUCGAUGUCCCCUCAGUGUCCCCUCCCCUGCCUGGGGGGCUCUGGGGGGACCCCCAAUGUCCCUUAUGUCCCCUCCCACCCCCCGGGGGUCCCUGCCCCGCCCCCCCGUUCUGGCACUUUCCCACGGGGCCCAGGACCCCCAAUGUCCUCCCGGUGUCCCCCCCCUGCCUGGGGGGCCCCUGGGGGGAUCCUUGAUGUCCCCUCAGUGUCCCCAAUGUCCCCACCCUAACUGGGGGACCCUGGGGUGACACGGGGGGUCUCGGGCCCCCAAUGUCCUCUCAGUGUCCCCAGUGUCCCCUCCCCUGCCCAGGGGACCCUGGGGUGACACGGGGGGGUCUCGGGCCCCCAAUGUCCCCUCAGUGUCCCCAAUGUCCCCACCCUGCCCGGAGGACCCUGGGGUGACACGGGGGGUCUUGGGCCCCCCAAUGUCCCCUCAGUGUCCCCAAUGUCCCCACCCUGCCCGGAGGACCCUGGGGUGACAUGGGGGGGGUCCCGGGACCCUCGAUGUCCCCCCGGUGUCCCUAGUGUCCCCCUCCCCCUGCACUGUUGCACUGUCCCACCCCCCCGGCCGGCCACGGGGGGGCGCUGCUGUAAAUUUUCAAUUUUUGUUGUUUUUUUUUUUUUUUUUUUUAACGGUUCUUACGGAAAUCCAGGCCGGCUGGAUGGGAAUUGGUUAAUUAUCGGUUAAUUAUUGAUUAAUUAUUGGUUAAUUAUUGAUUGA
This is a messenger RNA of Melospiza melodia melodia, 4850 nucleotides long. It is a transcript of the gene PNPLA6, whose product is annotated as patatin like phospholipase domain containing 6. Gene Ontology annotation, cellular component: endoplasmic reticulum. The record is from RefSeq and is a predicted model, not a curated record. Gene Ontology annotation, biological process: phosphatidylcholine metabolic process. The transcript has 36 exons. Gene Ontology annotation, molecular function: phosphatidylcholine lysophospholipase A1 activity. Lineage: Eukaryota; Metazoa; Chordata; Aves; Passeriformes; Passerellidae. The coding region runs from base 104 to 4123 and encodes 1339 amino acids.